Messenger RNA from Mycotypha africana, 732 nucleotides. RefSeq lists its product as uncharacterized. The coding region runs from base 77 to 457 and encodes 126 amino acids. The transcript is spliced from 3 exons. NCBI's taxonomy places the organism in Eukaryota, Fungi, Mucoromycota, Mucoromycetes, Mucorales, Mycotyphaceae. The record is from RefSeq and is a predicted model, not a curated record.
CGAUGCACCACAGCAUUCAAAACUACUACUGAUCUGCCGACCCGUUAUAUCGCUCGACCCCAUUCUUUGGCUCCAAAUGACCUUUGUUGAACGUGAUCGAUGUCUACGAUGGCGCCUUGGCUGGCUACCCAAUAACUACUCAACCAGUUGCCUCUGGCAUCCAACGCGUACACUUACAAAAGCCCACGUCAUUGACUGUAUUAAGAUACACAACCGCUUACAGCUUCCCCACACCAUAUCUGACCCCAUCUUUUUCUUGCUGAAUUUGUUACCCACCAGUCCUUCAAGGCAGCACAAAAUACGGUGCCACGCUUGGACACUUCGAUGGCCCACUCUGCAGCUAAUACUAUUUGAAGUUGACUACCUCCAACAUAAUAAAGAGCCUCCAACACCGCCAGAAAACCUAGGACAGCUACUCUUAGAUUGGAUGUAUGCGCCCGCGAUAAUUACACCUUGAUCGUUCUGUUAUUCCCUAGUUUGCCUCUGGUCAUCUUCCUUCCCGGGCAAUUUUAGUAGCCCGAUGCAUCCGAGCCAUCCUAUCAUUACCAGAAUAAAAACAAGCUUUCCUAGUUUUCACUUAAUUUUUUGUUGAAAUAGUCCUUCAUUAUGUCGUCAAAAAUUGAACGUAUUCAGCAGCAAAGGAGAAGUCUUCCUACAUUCGAUUAUAAAUCUGAGCUAAUAGACGCCAUUCGAGAAUACGAUAUUCUUGUGAUUAUCGGUGAAACUGGCUCU